AUGCCAUUGGCUCCACGAUGUAGUGGCCACGUGAAGUGUUGUCAAAUAUCACCGCUCUUUAUCAAUCUUCAAGUCGAUCUGCUUCAAAUUAUUUUUGCACAAAAUCUCUUGACUGAAAGAGUUGAUCAUUUGGAUGAAUCUCAUAAUCGUGAGAGACAAGGGCGGAAUCAGGGGACCGUAAAUAUUGGGGUUCGCGCACGAUAUGCAUCCAGAGCAAAAGCCACUGCAGGUCAUACAGUAUCACAUGGCACUAAGAAUAAGCAAAGAACUCAGUCAGCAAACUUGGCUGAAGACUCUCGAUCUGCAGAGACAAGUUAUGAAGUGACUGUAGAGUUAAUAAUCUCCGAGUUUACCAGUAAUAAUGACGAGGGAUCUAAAUCCUCCGGUGAAGGAUAUAAAUCCUCCGGUGAAGGAUAUGAUAAUGAUGAAAAAGAUGCAGAGGAGGAAAUCAUAUCGGCUACUCAUAUCAUCACUACUCCCACCGUCUCUGACAAAGAAUUAAAUCAAUCUUUGAAGAAGCGUCAACUAGACCCUAAUAUUCAUGGUGCCAAUAAAAAAGAAGCAGCCACAAUACACUACAAAAAUAUUGAAAUUACCGAUUUGAAAAAAACCGCAGGUAGUGCAGGUGCAACAUCAGACAACUUGGGUAGACCUCGUCUUUAUCCACCAGGGAGGAUCAUCCAUAUUCUCCCUGCACCUUCCUCUAAAAAUUCUAAAUCAAACCACUACGAUGAUUCUGAUGAGAAGCAUGUCUUGUACGAAACGGCUGCAGAACUGUAUGAAAAGCUCAGACUUUCAAGAGGGAUGAUACUUGAUCAUAUGGCAACCAAUUAUCUGAAGGCGUUACAACAAUUAAUCAAUCAAUUUGGGGAAGAGAGUUUCCAAUAUGGUGGAUGA
Molecule: messenger RNA, 897 nt
Organism: Sphenostylis stenocarpa
Lineage: Eukaryota; Viridiplantae; Streptophyta; Magnoliopsida; Fabales; Fabaceae
Source: the annotation of a GenBank genome assembly